AUGCUUAAGGUUUUUGAAAAACGGCGCGCCCUUGAAGACAAGAUGCUCCUGUUAGCAGAGGAGAUGGAGACACAAGAAGCACCACAUCUCUUAGCAGAAUAUGCCCAGAUUCAGGAGCAGCAUGAACGGCUCGGCGGUUACGACUAUGAACAUCAGAUUAACCGAAUUCUUAGCGGCUUAGGUUUCGCUGAAUUGGAUUUUAAUUUUCCAAUUCGCGUUCUGAGCGGGGGUCAGAAGAGCCGGGCAACACUCGCAAAACUUCUCCUUGAAAAGCCUGACCUGUUGCUCUUCGACGAACCGACGAAUCACCUUGAUAUUAAAGGGAUUGAGUGGCUCGAAAAUUAUCUCAAUAUCGAAUAUAACGGUGCAGUUCUUGUUGUCUCGCACGACCGUUAUUUUUUGGACAAGGUUGUUCGAAAGGUUUGGGAACUCGAAGCACAUAAGAUAAAAAUAUAUCGUGGGAACUACUCCAAGUACGUCGAAACCAAAAACGUUGAAAAGUUAGUUGGAGAACGCGCAUUCAAGAAACAACAAGCGUUUGUUGAACACGAAGAGGAAUUUAUUCGCCUCAAUAUCGCAGGACAGCGGACACGAGAAGCACAAGGUAGACGGAAAAAAUUAGCGCGACUGGAGAGAGUCGAAAAACCUAAGCACGAUGCGCGAACGCUUAAACUCAACUUUACACCUGAAACCCGCGGUGGAAACGACAUCCUUCGAUGCAAAAAUGUCGGCAAAGCGUUCGGCGAAAAGGCAAUCUUCAAGGAUCUGAAUUUUGAGGUAUACCAUCGUGAUGUUGUGGGAAUUAUCGGGGCAAAUGGUACGGGAAAAACAACUCUUUUCCGUAUGAUUUUGGGAGAGGAGUCCGCUACAGAAGGCGACAUGUGGGUAGGUCCUACGCUGAAGUUUGGAUACUAUACGCAAGAAUUGGAGGGACUCAACCUCAAUAAUGAGAUCAUUGACGAAAUCUGGGAACUUCGUCCACAGCAGACCCAAGGUGAGAUACGCAGUUUCUUAGGUAAGUUCUUAUUCUCCGGCGAUGACGUUUUCAAACAGAUCGGGAACCUGAGCGGCGGUGAGCAGAGCCGUGUACUACUCGCCAAGUUGCUAUUAGCGAACGCCAACGUGCUCUUACUUGAUGAACCGACGAACCACCUUGACAUACCGGCGCGUGAAGCAUUAGAAGCAGCACUGGCGGAAUAUCCUGCAACGCUUUUUAUUAUUUCUCACGAUCGGUACCUUUUGAACAGUCUCGCGACGAAACUAUUAAUUUUUGAUGGGAUGCCUGGAGGGACGGCGACCCUCUUUGAAGGCAACUAUGCCGAGUACAUAGCACAGCAACAAGAAAACGAAGAAGAUAAGCAGCACGAAAACGAACAAGAAUCGCAGCAGUCGCAAACGCCACCGCAGAAAAGCAAGUCGAAACCGAAGCGAAAGCGGAAAAUAAAAGCACAACGUCUCGUCGGCAGCAAUUAA
Messenger RNA from Geodia barretti, 1473 nucleotides. The record is from the annotation of a GenBank genome assembly. NCBI's taxonomy places the organism in Eukaryota, Metazoa, Porifera, Demospongiae, Tetractinellida, Geodiidae.